Molecule: messenger RNA, 2421 nt
Organism: Juglans regia (Persian walnut)
Lineage: Eukaryota; Viridiplantae; Streptophyta; Magnoliopsida; Fagales; Juglandaceae
Product: putative receptor-like protein kinase At3g47110
Exons: 4
Coding region: 1-2421 (806 amino acids)
Biological process (GO): protein phosphorylation
Molecular function (GO): protein kinase activity; protein binding; ATP binding
Source: RefSeq, a predicted model, not a curated record
AUGGAGGGCACGAAGGCAGCAAGCUGGACAGUUGUUUACGGUGGUGGGGGUGGCGACAGAACACUGGUUAGAGAGAGAGACCAACUAAUAAGCGAGAGAGAAACCUCAUGUAGAAAAAGAGAGAGAGACGGAAAGAGACUGAGAGGAGAGUGGGAGUGUUCGGCGGAAGCCUACCAAGAGGAGAGCGAUAAACCUGGAUGGAGUGCAGCGCCCGGCAAAGCUCCCUGUGCGGCAGCGAUGCCGAGGAGGAGGUUGGUGGCAUAUGGUGGGAGGUUGGUGGCAUAUGGUGGCAGUACCUAUGCCAUGGCCGGGAAUGAGACCGACCGACUUUCCUUGCUUGAAUUUAAGGCCAAAAUAAGCCAUGAUCCUUUCAUGGUUUUCAGCUCAUGGAAUGAAACCACCUACUUCUGCCUAUGGUAUGGUGUUACAUGCGGUCAUCAGCACCAGAGGGUCAUUGAGUUGCGCCUACCAUCUCUAAAGCUCGCGGGUUCUAUAUCUCCUUUCAUUGGAAAUUUGAGCUUUCUAAGGAUUCUACUUCUCCCAAACAAUAGCUUCGAUCAUGAAAUCCCUCCACAAAUAGGUCGUUUGCAUCGAUUGAAGAUAUUAUUUUUGCAGUACAAUUCGAUGAACCAAGUGUCGGGUAACAUUCCAGCUGCUAUCGGAAGGCUUCAUAGGUUAAAGAUAUUGAAUCUAUCGGGAAACAAUCUUUCAGGCAGCAUCCCACACUCUCUUGGAAAUCUAACUUUGUUACUUCAACUUUUUUUAUAUAGAAAUUACCUUGGCGGAAGCAUCCCAGCAAGUCUAGGCGAUUGCAAAUCUUUGAUCUUACUAAACCUUUUUGGUAACAAUCUCAAUGGUUCCAUACCCCAACAGAUCUUUGGUCUCACAUCUUUAUCAAUUCGCCUAACCUUGUCUCGAAAUUGUCUUACGGGUCCUCUUCCCAUGGAAGUUGGAAAUCUUAAGAAUCUAGGUGAAUUAUAUAUCUCAGAGAACAUGUUAUUUGGUGAAAUUCUGAGCAGUCUUGGCAGUUGCAUUAAACUUGAGACUCUAUACAUGGGAAGAAACUUCUUCCAAGGAACUAUUCUGCCAAGUUUUAGCUCUCUAAGAGGACUACAAGCAUUAGAUCUUUCUCAGAACAAUUUAUCAGGAAAAAUCCCUGACCUUCUUGCGAAUAUGAAGUCCUUGCAGAUUUUAGAUAUAUCAUACGACAAUUUUCAGGGGUCGGUGCCAACAAAUGGCGUUUUCAAGAAUUCAAGCUCAGCUUUAGUUGUAGGAAACAAUCAACUAUGUGGGGGAAUUCCUGAGAUGCACUUGCCUAAAUGCAACUUUAAAGAGCCUGAGAAUACAAAAUUGACCUUAACCUUGAAGUUAAUAAUAUGUAUAGUUUUGGGGUUACUAGGAGUAACUUCAGUGUUGUACUUUUUGUAUGUUUCUUGGUUGAGAAAGAAACGAAGAGUGUCAAUAUCAAGUUCUUCAGGAAAUUUGUUUUUGAAUAUAUCUUACCAAAGUCUCAUAAAAGCCACUGAUGGAUUAUCAUCAACAAAUUUGCUUGGUGUGGGUAGUUUUGGAUCAGUCUAUGAAGGAGUUCUUGAUGAGGGUGGGACUAUAAUUGCUGUCAAGGUCCUCAACCUUUUGUGCCAUAGAGCCUUUAGAAGCUUUCUUGUUGAGUGUGAAGCCUUGAGAAACAUCAGACACCGAAAUCUUGUAAAGGUUCUUACAGUUUGUUCAAGUGCUGAUUACCAUGGUAAUGAUUUCAAGGCUCUAGUUUAUGAGUUCAUGGUCAAUGGAAGCCUUGAAGAAUGGUUGCAUCCAACUGCUAUAGAAGAUGAAAGGCAUCAGGAUCAAAGAAAUCUAGAUCUUUUUCAGAGGUUGGAUAUCGCCAUUGAUGUUGCGAGUGCAUUGGAAUAUCUACAUUACCAUUGCAAAACACAAAUCAUUCAUUGUGACAUAAAGCCGAGCAAUAUUCUUCUUGACAAUGAAAUGAUUGGACAUGUGGGUGAUUUUGGUAUAGCAAGAUUCUCUCCUGGAAACAACCAUGAUGCUUCUACGGCUCACUCCAGCACCAUUGGAUUAAGGGGAACUUUUGGUUAUGCUGCUCCUGAGUAUGGUAUGGGAAAUGAGGUGUCAUCCAAUGGUGAUAUGUACAGUUAUGGGAUCAUUCUAUUAGAAAUGUUCAUUGGAAAGAGACCCACUGAUGACAUUUUUCAGGGCACUCUAAACCUAUAUUCCUUUGUCAAGACAGCUUUGCCUCAAGGAGUGGUAGAGAUUGCAGAUCCAACUCUUUUUCAAGAAAGAGAAGAAGAGACCACUAGAAACAAUGGCCACAAUAACAACAUUACAAGAAGAAACAAAAAUCAAGAGUGCUUGGUUUUGAUUUUUAGGAUUGGAGUUGCAUGUUCAUUCGAACAACCAGAAGAAUGA